Molecule: messenger RNA, 2037 nt
Organism: Tilletiaria anomala UBC 951
Lineage: Eukaryota; Fungi; Basidiomycota; Exobasidiomycetes; Georgefischeriales; Tilletiariaceae
Exons: 5
Source: RefSeq, a predicted model, not a curated record
AUGGAAGAGCCAGACACGGCUUCGACGGCUGCUGCUGGACCCUCGGCGCCGCCAGUCACUAGCUCCAUCACUCAUGUCGUGACGAGCAGAAAGUCGCCUUGCGGCAGCAGCGCGGGCGGCGGCUCCUCGGCCGUUACGUCACCAUUGCUCUCGACCUUGUCCAGUCAGGCCCAUUCUCCAGCACAAUCCACACAUCACGUCGCUGGCUUAGAGUCAUCAGCAGCAGGAGUUGCAACCCGAAAUCACAGAUCCCGCCCGAUCCAACGAACACCCGGCACCGCUCGAGAAGGGGCAGAUGCGUCCGUGACGCUGUAUGCGGGCGCACCGGGGAGCUCGCUCACCUCGUCCUCCGCCACAUCAGGCAGUGGCGCAGACUGUAUCUCUGUCUCUGGCGCUGCCGUCAGUGCGGGCCGCUCGACAUUCGGCGUUAGCGGUGCGCUUGGUGGCGGUGGAGCGGGGCGGCGAAAGGACAAGCAUCAGGCUGCGCUCGACAGCAUACGCAGGUUCCUGCGAGGGAGGAGCUCGUACGAUGUCUUACCCGUAAGCUUUCGGCUCGUCGUACUCGACACCAAGCUGGUUGUCAAACCGGCACUUGACGUCAUGUGGCAGGCUGGCGUUGUCUCGGCACCGCUGUGGCAGAGUACACCGGCGACGGACAUAGCGCAUACCGGUGCGGAAGCAGAGACAGGCGCAGGUGCAGACUCACAUCAGCACGACGGAGCGGAGGCAGCAGACGCCUUGCAAGCGGUUUCUGCGGCUCAGCCCGCAGACGACACCAACUCCUCGCGACCCGUCUCCCCAGAAACACAAGUGCCAGUUGGGAAUGGCGCAUUCGCGGGUAUGCUUACUGUCAACGACAUCAUCCAUCUCAUCCAGUACUACUACAUGAACUCAAGCUACGGAGACGCCGCCAAGGACGUUGAGACGUUCAGAUUAGAAAAGCUCAAAGACAUCGAGCGCUCCCUACAAGUGCCGCAACCACCGACUCUGUCGGUGCAUCCACUCAGGUCGCUUUACGAGGCGUGCCAAAUCAUCAUCCGAACACACGCGCGACGCCUCCCGUUGAUCGACCAUGAUGAACAGACGGGGAUCGAAACCGUGCUGAGCGUACUCACGCAAUAUCGCGUCCUCAAGUUUAUCGCAAUGAAUUGCCGAGAGACGGCGAUCCUGCACCGAUCAAUACGCUCGCUUGGCAUUGGCACCUAUAAUGCGUCCCUUGACGAGGCUGCUGGUGCGAGCACAACGCAGUGUACAGAGCAGUCGCUGAAAUCGAGCCGCGCGGCGGAGCUUGCUGAGGAGCAAGAGCUGAAGACGCCUGUUGCGGAGAAGCCGCUAUUCCUCCCUGCGCUGACGCCUUCGACUGCUGUGCCAGGCCAAGGGGAAACGAGCAAAGCAAGCCCUCAAGCGCGCGGUUCGAUCCUCGCAAGCGUACUGUCGCCCAGCAACUCAUAUGCGCCGCUGGCGACGGCGACACUUGACACGACCGUGUUCGACGUCGUGCAUAUGUUCUCCGAGUUAGGAAUCAGCGCCGUGCCAGUGCUCGAUGAGGAUGGCAACGUGGUAGACCUGUACGAGAGCGUCGAUGUCGUCACACUGGUGCGCACUGGCGCGUACCAGGCGCUUGACCUGACGAUCCGCCAGGCGCUCGCGCGGCGCCCGCCGGACUUUCCUGGAAUCAUGGUGUGCAGCCCGGACGACUCGCUGGCGAACAUCUUUGCGCUGCUGCGCAGGCGCAGGGUGCACAGGCUCGUCAUACUCGCGCCGGAAACGGCCCAACAGCCGCAGUUGCAGCCGGAGCACCAGCAGCCCAAAGCUGCAGGACUCGAUGCGGAAAUGCCUGCGCAUGCGGAGUCUGCAGCGGAGACAUCUGGGACGGACGCGCAGCAGACUGCAGGCGGCACCAUGCCGACUACGCCCCGCGAGCUGGAGAGUGAGCUGGAGGCGGGCAUAGUGCGCAAGCGGCGUAAAGGCAAGCUGGUUGGUAUCCUAUGCCUGUCAGACAUACUCAAGCACGUCAUCGGUGACCUAGCCGAGCAG